Hyla sarda is the source of this 978-nucleotide messenger RNA. Its product is annotated as taste receptor type 2 member 40-like. Lineage: Eukaryota; Metazoa; Chordata; Amphibia; Anura; Hylidae. Bases 1 to 978 code for a protein of 325 amino acids. The record is from RefSeq and is a predicted model, not a curated record. Gene Ontology annotation, biological process: sensory perception of taste; detection of chemical stimulus involved in sensory perception of bitter taste; G protein-coupled receptor signaling pathway. The transcript has a single exon. Gene Ontology annotation, cellular component: membrane. Gene Ontology annotation, molecular function: bitter taste receptor activity; G protein-coupled receptor activity.
AUGUCGUCUUCAAUGUAUUUUGGUGUUUUUAGUCUUGUAGAGGGAGUGAUGGGGAUCACCUUGAAUGCCUUCAUUAUCCUUACAAACAUGAUAGGUCUGAGAAGUGGCUCCAAGCUGACUCCACCGGACAUCAUCCACGUGGUCAUGGGGAUGGUUAAUAUCUCUCUGCGAGGUUUGCUCCUUGGACACUUUCUAGGUAUUUGGCUCUCUGCCUCCUAUUCCAUAUGGUUCUAUGUCACAGCUUCUCCUGUACCAUUCCUGAUGUACUACACCUUCUGGCUGACCGCCUGGCUCUGCACCUACUACUGCACCAGCAUCACCACCUCCAACAAUGGACUCUUUACCUGGAUGAAGAGAUGUCUCCCCUCUUCUCUGCCUCACCUCCUCGUGUCUUCAGGUCUUGUCUCACUUGUCAUCAGUAUUCCAGCCAACUGGGUUCUCUAUGUGAGCUUUCAGGGAACAUCCUUUGGGAACGGGACAUUCAUCAUAACCAACGUGGGAAUAAGGUCUAAGAGCUUGGUGUACAUUGUGAUGGCCAACCUGCUGGGAUGUUGUCUGCCAUUCAUUCUCAUCCUCUUCUCUCUUAUCACCUCUGUAUCGUCUCUUCUAAGACACAUUCGGAAUAUGAAGAAAAACAAUUUAGAAUCUAUUCGUCAUAAACUCCAGUCCCAUAUCAAUGCUAUAAGAACUAUGGUUAUGUUACUAAUGCUUUCAGGACUGUUCUACACAGCAGAGAGUAUUCUUUUCAACAUAGAGUCCAUGGGAGACGUGAAGAUUGUGGUCAGCUGGUGGGUAAUAAUUAUGUUUCCUACAUCGGAAGCCGUCAUCAUGAUCCAGGCCAGCCAGAAACUGAGGAAGACAUUUCUGGGGGUGUUCUGUCCGGCCAAACUGAUGAAUGGCAUCACAAACUUGGCAACCCUGAACCUAAAACUGAACCCAGCUGGUUUUAAUUCUGAUCCUGAUCAUAUCCACCUGUAA